GGCGGAGCGGGAAGGGGGAGGCACCUGCGCGGAGGAGCGCUGAACAGAGACAGAGCGCGGCCGGGUGGGUGACAGAGGGUUCAGGCUGCGUUUGUUCUUGAAGUGUUAUUAGCUUAAAUACAAACAAGUCCUUAGGUGCGUUUUGGUGUAUGAGAUGUUUGGAUGCUGUUUCCUGCUGUUCAGAGAGCGGGCGGGCGGGUGUUGGUGUCGGGAGGGGCGGGCUGGGGCCGCGCCCGGGGGCGUCCCGCCGCCGCGGUGUUCUGCCCGCGGGGACCCCCGUGGAGACGCCGCCAGCAGCGGCUGUGCCCCGGGCGCUGGGCACGCACCUCUCUCCUGCAGGGACUGAGCGAGUAUAAGAGGAGCUUCAGAUGGAAAACCCCAGAGCUGCGUAGCCCGUCCCAGCAGCAGAAGCCCGUGUGGGCAGGACUCCGGUCGGAUCAGUUUGGAAUCACAAGAGAACCAAACUUCAUUUCCAAGAGAAGGGUGCCUUACCAUCACCCACAGAUUUCAAAGUCCUUUGAAUGGAUGGCCGAUUGUGAUUCGAAUGACCCACUUGAAACUGAGGCUCCUAAGGCCGCAGAGUUGCAUGCAGACCACAACAACAACAAUGUGAAUCAGGAAAAAAUUGAUACACCAGAAGGACCCAGACUCCCCCCAGAAGUUCAGUUAAAUUCGGUAGAUUCCAGAGGUGAAGCAGCUCUUGCCCUUGCAGAAAACAACAUGAAAAGAUCAGCUUCUGCAGCUCCACCAAAUCAGAAUGAAGCAUUUGCAUCUCCAAAAAAGGAAACUGAAAAAGUGGGUAAUGGGCUUCAGAGGGUCCUUCAGAGGAAAGCAGGCAUGAACAUUUCACAUUUAAAUACUUUCCCCAGAAAUUCUGAAUAUCGAAGCCAAUUUGUUUGGAAGAAUCCUCAUGAAAAGUCACCAAUACUUGCAGCUGAACAGGUUAUUAGCAACACAAGUAAAUCCACGCCUCCAUUUAAAUCUCCUGCAAUUACUACAGAAACUGCACAUGAGAGAAAUUUUAAAGCGUCUCCUCCUGCUAAGGAUCCACAAGAAGAGAGAGGUGGUUCAGAAGAGAAGGAAUUUCAGAGUAAGAGGGAAGAACCACUUCAGAAGCCAGCAGAAGAUACAGCAAAACAAGGAAAAUUGGAAGAGAAACAUCCUAAACAAAAAAAUAAGCAACAUAUCAAUCCAAAGCCCCUCUCUUUACGUACAAGUCGUAGGAAGGUGAACACUGAAUAUAAGUCGAAGUUUUUGUCUCCAACCCAGUAUUUCUACAAAGAUGGAGUUUGGUCUCGUAUUAGGAGUAGAGUUCCCAACCAAGUAUCUCAAAACACCUUAAAUUCCAUGUGGUAUAUGGAGGUGAGAGAACUUCGAGAAAGAGCAAAGGCUUACAGGCAACAAGUAGAGGGAACACACUUCUCCCGAUACCAUCUCAAUCAGAUCCUGUCUGAUAAUAACAGUCUUUGGGAUGUGUCUUCAAAUUCCAGUUCAGAAGAAAGCAUCAGUAACAACAUCAGAGCACUAGAUCUUGCUGGAGUUUCUGAAAAAGAGACUGCACCAAGCCUUGAAAUGCUGCAGCAGCCUGAUUCCAGAGAACAGCCACACCAGGACAGCACUGAGAGGAAAGACAUGUCAGAAGCUUUAACUGUUCCAGUCAAAAAGCACUUAGCUUGGGGUGAACAAGAAGGUACAGAAAAAAGGGAGAAUCAGCAGAGAACAGAACACGAAGAAAACCAAGAUGAACAUGCUGCAGUUGAGGCUCAGCACUUAGAAGAAAACAAUAAGAAUGCCAACGAAGAUAAGAAAAUUGAGAAUGAGAACGCCUUAGUAUUGAAUUCUUCUGCAGCUGUGUCAAAUUCUCCUGUAUCCUUGAGGACAGGCGGCAGGCUUCCUACUCCGAAGCUGAGAGCGCUUGGUGGAGCUCAGAGGACUCAUCAUGAUCUCACUACUCCAGCUGUUGGAGGUGCGGUUCUAGUGUCUCCUCCAAAAUUCAAGUCUUUGUCUUCACAGCAGAGAGCGCAAGGUUUAGGAACAGUCCCUUCUUCAGCUAAGCAAGGUGCAAGAGAAGCUUCAAAAAGAAGGUCCUUUCAGCCCGGUGUGGAAGUGGAAGCUGCUUCACUCCGUACGUCUCCACCUGCUGGGCUGGGAACUUUGGAUCCUCUGCCACUUAGGCAGGAUCAGCAGCCUACUAACAGUAUUUCUAAUGAGCAAGUUCUUCUUGCUUCAGCUCAUCAAGAGCGUUCCUCUACACCUCCUGUGCUGAAGUCAGCCCAAAGCUACUCUAUGCCUGUCUGGAGUCCCUCUCGUCGUAUUCAAGGGACUCUCAAGGAUCCAGAAUUCCAGCAUAAUGGGAAUAUUGGCAAUCCAAAAAGGAGAACUUUCCAGUUACCCCUUCAGGGAAGAAACUAUAAUGAUGAAGAUGACAGGUUGUCUCAGAUUUCUGCUCGCUCAGCAGCAUCUAGCUCUCUGGCAUCUCAGAUACUGGAACGAGCUCAGAAGAGGAAGGAUUUCUGGGGCAAGACAUAAUCUCUCCCACCUGUUGCAUAGAAACUAUUCUGUAAAACAAUUUAUUUUUUAUAGCUUGUGGUGUACAUUUUAAAAGUUGUGAUUGUAGAUAUCAUGCAGCACUCUUUCACUUACCACUGAUGUGGCCCAACUUUUAGUACUUGCCAUCCCAAUUUAAAAUUUUAAUAUUUAAACCAUUGUUGAAAAUGUAGAUCCUUUAUAUCUGAGAGUUAUGUCUUAAGUUACUGUGUCACAACAGCCAUGUGGAGUUUGUUUGUUUGUUUUUUACAGUGGCACCUUUUGCAACAGAGACAAUUACUUUUGUAUGCAAUGUGUGUGUUACUUCUCAAGGAAUUCUGCUGCAGUCAUGCAAUGUGACCUGGGACAGCAUAGAGGGGCAACAUCAUCAUUCACUGAACACAUCAGUUGCUUGAUUUUAACCAGCUGUCUUCUAUGAAUUGUCAGUAAAUCACAGUUCUGUAACAAAAAAUUACUUUUUCCACUUGCUGCUUUGAACCUUUUACAAAAAAAAAUUUACUAUUUCUUAGUGAAGCUAACAUGGAACAGACAGCAUUUUGAGAAAAGGACACUAGCCUUUAGGGUUUGUUCAUUGUCCACAGUAUUUUGACUAGGAUGACUAUUAGAGUUCAGUGGAUAGAGUACUGCAGCUUGUUAGAGGUACUGAUGUGAACAUUUUUCCUUUUGUAGGCAAGACCCAUAUUUAUUGUUAAUUUCAACUUCUCUGGAAAAGCAACUUCUGCCACCUUAAACAGUGGCCUUCCCCAGCCCCACUUCAAACUCAGGUAUUCAGGAGUAGUUGAUUUCUCUUCAAGUAAACUCAGGAGAAUGUUUUGAUUUUUUUGACUCUUGAGAUUUUGAUUACCUCUCCUCCCAGUUGCUUGUUUCUGGGAGACUGGCAUACUGUCACAAUUGUCACAGUGAAAAAUGUUCACUCAGAUGGUUUUAUCUUUCCAAGUGAGACAAACAACUUAACAUGAAGUAGAGAACGUGGGUGGAUAGCAGGGAUUUGGGGUCUUGUUGUGUGGCUUCAAGUUUUAAUGUUAUGUCAUUCAGAAAUUUUAUACAAGAACAAAUUAUUUGAAUUUUGUACAUGUUUGCUUACAUUUAAAUUUUGUACACAGAUUACUGAAAAUAAAAAAGGUUGUUUGAUUUGUUUCUAUUCCAA
Molecule: messenger RNA, 3694 nt
Organism: Apus apus (common swift)
Lineage: Eukaryota; Metazoa; Chordata; Aves; Apodiformes; Apodidae
Gene: SAXO6
Product: Mdm1 nuclear protein
Exons: 14
Coding region: 163-2529 (788 amino acids)
Biological process (GO): negative regulation of centriole replication
Molecular function (GO): microtubule binding
Source: RefSeq, a predicted model, not a curated record